GCGGUACACAGUCUUUCUGGGACUUCACAGGUUUCAUGAAAGUAAUGGAGUACAGCAUAUAGAUGUGGAACAAGCAUUUCCACAUGAAAACUACAAUGAAACUGACAAUUUAAAAAAUGACAUAAUGCUUCUUAAGUUGAGCUCCAAGGCAACUUUCAGUGAAAAAGUGAAACCCAUUGCUCUCGCAGAUGGAGGUGAUGACUCUCUGCCAAAAUCAUGUAGCAUCUCUGGCUGGGGACGUACAAACAGGGAAAUAAAAUAUAUGUCUCUUGUACUCAUGGAAGCCAAUGUAACACUCAUUGAUGAUGAGCAGUGUGCUAAGGAAAACUUGUACUGCUCUGAGGGAGAGACUGGACCGGGUGAG
Messenger RNA from Morone saxatilis (striped sea-bass), 364 nucleotides. RefSeq names its product granzyme G. Gene Ontology annotation, biological process: proteolysis. Gene Ontology annotation, molecular function: serine-type endopeptidase activity. NCBI's taxonomy places the organism in Eukaryota, Metazoa, Chordata, Actinopteri, Moronidae. The record is from RefSeq and is a predicted model, not a curated record.